Pungitius pungitius (ninespine stickleback) is the source of this 4860-nucleotide messenger RNA. It is a transcript of the gene lrfn5a, whose product is annotated as leucine rich repeat and fibronectin type III domain containing 5a. NCBI's taxonomy places the organism in Eukaryota, Metazoa, Chordata, Actinopteri, Perciformes, Gasterosteidae. Gene Ontology annotation, molecular function: protein binding. The transcript is spliced from 11 exons. The record is from RefSeq and is a predicted model, not a curated record. Bases 1322 to 3865 code for a protein of 847 amino acids.
UUCUUUCACACCUGCCAAUUCCCGCUGCGCUACACGGAUUACGGUGCGGGAGAAGCAGCGGGCGAGGUGGUGCACUGAGGCGCCGGACCGGGCCGGUAAAAUCUUCGUGUGAAUGACCGGAAUCUUCACUGUGACGCUUUAAAGGACUCAUUUUGUCUCAUGAACUAUUCAUUAUUCAUCGUCUCCCCGACCCUCUGAUAUACUCCAGAUAUCUUCAGAGGAGACGCACCGGGCCGAGUUAACAGAGGGUGAGCGACGUAGAGAGAGAGAGGAAGAGAGAGAGGGAGAGGGGGGGGGGAGAUAGUGCGCGGGAGAGAAAGCGACCAGCUUCGGCUGCGAAGUAAAACCCCCCCAAACCCGUUAAAUGUACAACGGUCUCCGACAGAGCCGGAGAGACGCCACUGUGGAUUUUUUGGGAUUGUUUUAACUAACACGCGAAAAAUUGUUUCCUGGUUAAACUGGACUUUCGCUCCUUACUGCGUGGGAUAUAUUGUCGUGGAAUUCUUCCUCAUUUCACCUGCACGAGGACAGCGACCGGUGGGUGAGGAGGAGGUGAGAGAUAGAGAGAGAGAGAGGGGAGGCAGUGGCGAGAAGAAGAGAGGAAGAAAAACGUUCGAAGGUGGGAUCUUUUAUUUUUAGUUUCUCUCGAAUGGGAUUCCUCCCUCACCCCGCGAAUGGGGGGGUUGAAACCGGGAGUAAAAAACGGGGAGCGAGAGAAAGAGAGCGGAGGAUGUAGCCGUCGGGCGCUGUGAGAAUGCAAAACGGACGCACCCCUCUGGAAGACCGGAUUGAACUAUAAACCCAUACGGAAUUUACAGGCACCGGAGGGAGAGCAUGCACAUUCGGCUCGAAGCCUCACCUCUGGAACCUUUGCGCGUGGAGUUACAACUAUAAUCACCACUGGCGUUCAAAUGAUGCCAUUUGGAAAGAUAAUUGCGCACUGACGCCCGGGGAACGAAGGGACCGCAACAUCCCGGCACAGUGAUCGACAGAGAGACGAUUUCGGACCUUUACCCUCUACCAUGAUGUUGUAGCGGUGGUAACAUGUGAAACCUGUAUCGGAGUCUGAUCCGCUUUUACAUCUCUAAAGUGAGGCAGACCAUAACCGCCCGAGGUCAACCACGGUGGUCCGCAGGGGGGCGGCUCAAGCUCAGGCGUGGGUGCCAGAGGAAGGAUUGUAGCGUUGCUGUAGCAGCCUGGGGGCAAGGGGCGAGCCUGGGACGCUGAUUGGCACGUGUCUCUUCGUGGUGAACGUCAGCGGCUCCUUCUCCGGUUCACACCUGGUGCAUCUAAGGUGUCGCGUCCAGGUGGGGUGGUAACCAUGGAGAGGCUGUUGCUGUGUGUGAUGCUAGCGGUUGCCAUGGCGGUGAGGGCGCAAAACUGCCCAAAGCGCUGCGUGUGUCAGAUCCUGUCGCCCAACCUGGCAACCCUGUGCGCCAAGAAAGGUCUCCUGUUUGUACCGCCAAACAUUGACAGGCACACCGUGGAGCUGCGACUGGCUGACAACUUCGUCACAAGUGUGAAGAGGAAAGAUUUCGCAAACAUGACACGGCUGGUGGACCUGACAUUAUCCAGGAACACCAUCUCCUACAUCACACCUCAGGCCUUCACCGAUUUGGAGAACCUCCGAGCUCUACACCUCAACAGCAACCGGCUGACGAGGAUAGGCAACGAUACGUUCAGCGGGAUGUCGAAGCUGCACCACCUGAUUCUGAACAACAACCAGUUGGUGCUGAUCCACCAGGGAGCGUUCAACGACCUGCUGGCACUGGAAGAAUUGGACCUGAGUUACAAUAACCUGGACACUAUUCCUUGGGAGGCCAUCCAGAGAAUGAUUAGCCUCCACACGCUGAGUUUAGAUCACAACAUGUUGGACUAUAUUCCAGAGGGGACGUUUUCCCUGCUACAGAAACUCAACCGGCUGGACGUCACCUCUAAUAAACUCCAAAAGCUGCCACCGGACCCUCUUUUUCAACGAGCACAGGUCCUGGCCACGUCAGGCAUCAUGACCUCCUCCUCAUUUGCCCUGUCCUUCGGUGGGAACCCUCUCCACUGUAACUGCGAGUUACUGUGGCUGCGGAGACUGAACAGGGAGGACGACCUGGAGACGUGUGCGUCCCCCCAGCAGCUCUCUGGCCGAUACUUCUGGUCCAUCACUGAGGAGGAGUUCAUCUGCGAACCCCCACUCAUCACCAGAUACUCCCAUGAGAUGAGGGUGCUUGAAGGGCAGAGAGUUACGCUCAGGUGUAAGGCGAGAGGUGACCCAGAGCCAGCCAUCCACUGGAUCUCUCCUGAGGGCAAACUGGUGUCUAACUCCUCCAGAACAUUGGCCUACUCCAACGGUACCCUGGACAUCCUCAUCAGUACAGUCAAAGACACGGGCUCCUUCACUUGCAUCUCCUCCAACCCUGCGGGCGAAGCCCACCAAACAAUAGACCUGCUCAUCAUAAAACUCCCCCACAUCUCCAACAACACCAACAACAUCCAGGAGCCCGACCCGGGGUCGUCGGACAUUUCCACUUCGACCCGAGGCGGAGUCAACGGGAGCAACGUGACGGGUGACGUGAAAGGCGGAGUGGACAAGAGGGUGGUGACGGCCGAGGCCACGUCCUCAACGGCGCUGAUAAAGUUCAACUUCCAGAGGACUGUUCCAGGCAUCAGGAUGUUCCAGAUUCAGUACAACGGGAGCCAAGAUGACUCUCUGGUCUACAGAAUGAUCCCGCCAUCCAGCAAGACUUUUCUGGUCAACAACCUCGCAGCGGGGACCCAGUACGACCUUUGCGUUCUGGCCAUCUACGAUGACGUCAUCACCUCUCUGACAGCGACGCGAGUCGUUGGCUGUGUGCAGUUCACCACCGAGUCGGAGUACAUGAGGUGUCAUUUCAUGCAGUCUCAGUUCCUCGGCGGGACGAUGAUCAUCAUCAUCGGCGGGAUAAUAGUAGCUUCGGUGCUGGUUUUCAUCAUCAUCCUAAUGAUACGGUACAAGGUCUGUAACCCCGGCGAUGGUGGGAAAGGCGUCUCACUGUCGAUGACCAACGUUCACUCACAGACCAAUGGGCAGCAGUCGCAGGGCUGCAGCGUGACUCCCAGCUCCUCUAAACACGGCGCCAUUGGAUCAGACGACGUCUCCGCGGGCUCAAAGAAAAGGAGCGGGGCGGCAGGAGGAGGAGGAGGUGGGGGAGUGUGCAAGGAUUCGAUAACUCAGUCGUCCGACUCGUCCCUGCCUGACUGCUCCACGACCACGUCGGUCCUCAGCCAGCCGUGGGGAGACGAGGAGAGAGCUCGAGCCGCCGUUUCGUCGCCCACCGCCGCCACCGGCUCCCUGACCAAGACAAAGAGGAAGCCCGGCUCGUCCGCCGCUGAAAGCCUCGCCUCGCCCUCCCCUCGGCCUCCUUCCUCCUCCGUAUCCACGGCCUCCUCUGCUCUCCUGCCCUCAACCCCUCUGGAGAACCUCAACACCAACCGCAACAACUCCACCUCGCUUAACCAAAGCCCAUCUUCCUUCCCCCCUCCCACUUUCUCCUGCUCCGGGGCCUCCCAGAGCCCCUCCACCUCCAACCGAUUUAGAGAGACCCCUAUCCUGCGCCGGGCUCCCCGCGCCGGCUCCUCGGCCUCCGCCAAGUACCAGACUCUCCCCGCGGAGGAGGCAGGGAGGAACAGGGCGAGGAGGAGGUACUCCCUCAGUGAAGGAGGCUCAAAGACCCACUUGUCCCAUAAGGGGGCCGGGGGAGCACCCAAAAUAGGGCGCACCGUGCGGAACAAAAGGAGCCAAUCCAUGAGCGGGAUUCUGCUCCACAAAGACGGGGAUGGAGACUCAGAAAAAGGGCGCUGCGAUUCGGAUUGGAUCUUAGAAAGCACGGUUUGAGUCAGUCCUGUUUGUUCAUCUUUUGAAUGAGUGGAUGUGUGUUACUCUAAAUUUCCCUAGAUGUGUGUUUGUGUGUUUUGGAUGUGGGUGCAGUUGGUGUGUGUGUGUGUGUGUGUGUUCACGUUGGAGCCUGUGUUUAUAGAUGCUUGGAAGGGGGAUCGGAUCGUGUGAAAGUGUGGACAUCUUUUUAUUUUUCGGUCUGUUUUUUAAAAUGAUUAUUUUCAUCAUUUUUUUCUCUGCAACUCUUUGAAUUCGGUUUACAGUUGUGGUUUUUUCACCCAAACGGUUUCCAGUGGUUCAGUCAGCGAGUGGAGAGCUCGCCUUGUCUCGUAGCGUUGAGUUGUCUCGUUGGUUCCACUUUUUAGCACAAAACAAGACAAUGGGCUCGCCACAUCGUCACACUCACCGUGUCUGAAAAUACCACGAAAAGGGAAAUAAUACAGCAAGAAAAAAAGAGGAAUCAAAAAAUCAAUAGAAAAACUGCAAAGCACACCGUUCUCACGCUCACAUGCCCACGGGACCACAGCAAGAGAAUAGCAGUCGGUGCCUUCUUUUGCACUAACAAACCCUCUGACAGAUGAUAUAUUGCGCUUUAGGACUCGAACUGGGACCACAGAGAGUUCACACAUCGCCUUUCUGACCUACGGAGGAGUAAAGGCGUCUCUUGACACUGAGACAGGAAGCAACAGACAAAUUAAGACUUUAACGGACCUUGAUUGAUAUUUUUUAAACAGAAGAAUGAAAAGAAAAAAAACAACCUAAAAGCCGUGUGAGCUUUGCACUGACGUUGGUAUACUAGAGCCUGUGUUGGUCACAAGCUACUGUACAGAAAAAGACAACAUGUACUGUGUUAUGUUGUGUAAAAUAAAAAGGGAUCCAAUGAAAAGUGGAAAUGUGAAGCGUGUGUUUUAUGGACAAAGUAUGCCUGUGAGGAGAUGUUGUGAUAUUUGCACAUUAAACCCAGGUUAUGUUCCGCCCACAUGUCUCCUGCCUCA